Varanus komodoensis (Komodo dragon) is the source of this 1301-nucleotide messenger RNA. Its product is annotated as very-long-chain 3-oxoacyl-CoA reductase-like. Gene Ontology annotation, cellular component: endoplasmic reticulum. Gene Ontology annotation, molecular function: oxidoreductase activity. The transcript has 13 exons. The record is from RefSeq and is a predicted model, not a curated record. Bases 219 to 1184 code for a protein of 321 amino acids. Lineage: Eukaryota; Metazoa; Chordata; Lepidosauria; Squamata; Varanidae.
AGCGAGGUUCUUGGGGGGCUCGGUCCGCGCGCGCCCCCCCCCCCGCGCCAGCAGCCUCAGGUCAAUGCCCGAACCAGGCUCCCUCGCACAGGGCUUCGCAAGGCUACUGCAAGCCUGGCUGGGCGUGCCCCUGAGCCUGUGCAGAGGGCGUUUUCUUUCGGUUCUCCCUGGGAAGGUGCGAAGAGCCUCCUGCAGCCGCACGCACAGGAACUCGAGGCAUGCCCUCCCUCCAUUUUUAUCUUCACAACAGCCCUCUGAGUGCCAACAGGUGGGAUCCAAAUUGGCUCAGAAGCUACUCAGCAUGUCUUGAUUCAAAACAGGAGGUGUUUCCAAGAGUGGUGACUGGAGCCACGUCCGGCAUUGGAAAAGCCUAUGCCCAUGAGCUCGCCAGGAGAGGCCUCAACGUGGUUCUCAUCAGCCGUUCUCUGGAACGACUGAGGCAGGUUGCUGCGGAAAUCGAGCAAAAGCAUGGCCGGAGCACUAAGGUGAUCCAGACAGACUUCACAGAGGGCUCAGAAAUCUAUGCGCCCAUUCAGGCUGCUCUGCAGGGCCUGGAGAUUGGCCUUCUGGUAAACAAUGUUGGUAUGAUCCAGGAGAAAUUUGACGGUUUCUUGAAUAUCCCUGAUGUUGGCAAGCAUAUAAAUGACAUCGUGAAUUGCAACUUACUCUCAACAGUGAAGAUGACUGAGCUCAUCCUUCCUCAGAUGCUUGCCAGGCGGAAGGGGAUCAUCAUCAACAUGUCUUCGACCUCUGCCAGGCGCCCCUUUCCACCGAUCACGAUGUACUGCGGGACCAAGGUAGCUAUUGAUUUCUUCUCGCGAGCUUUGGACAUGGAAUAUGGUUCCAAAGGCAUCAUCGUGCAGUGUGUGAGGCCUAUGCUUGUGGACACGAACAUGACCGGCUGGUACAAGUCCAAGUACACCAAGUUCUUCAUGAAGCCGGCGGAGGCGUAUGCCCGCGAGGCCUUGAACACGGUGGGGCUUGCGAAGAAAACCGCCGGCUGCCUCAGCCACAGCAUCCAGUUCUUGCUUUACAGAUGGCUGCUUCCAGAGAAGUUCCAGUUUACAACUGAUGAAUUCACAUCACUACUGCAUGCAUUGAAGAAACUGGAAAGGUGCAAGAAAACCUUGCCCCUUGCAGAUACUGCAGAAACUUCUCUUGCGGGUGAAAAACAGGACUUCUGAAAACAGGUUACGAUAACUUGAUGUACAUUAAUGGAUCAUUUUAAUGGCUGUAUUGGAUAAUUCCUUACUGUUUAAAAUACUAAGGGCCUUUAAAAGGUUGCUAAUUUUUGACUGCCA